AUGGGGAAGACCACAAUGGUGCAGAAAUGUAAGCUCUGCUCCCAGAACAAUUCCAUUGACAUUCUGAGCAACAGCGUCAAGCCUUACGAGGCCGAAGACAGGGAGAAGUUCAAGACAAUCAUGGAUUUUGAAUGUUGGGGCCUGGAGCCAGUGGAUUUCCAACCCCAACCUGGCUUUGCUGCAGAGGACACAGAGACUGGGACAACUUUCAGUGACAUCAACUUGCUCGAAAAGGACUGGAUGGACUAUGAUGAAAAAGCCCAGGAAUCAGAGAGAAUCUAUGAAGUCACCCACCAGUUUGUGAAAUGCUAA
Molecule: messenger RNA, 312 nt
Organism: Monodelphis domestica (gray short-tailed opossum)
Lineage: Eukaryota; Metazoa; Chordata; Mammalia; Didelphimorphia; Didelphidae
Source: RefSeq, a predicted model, not a curated record